AGACAAAGCACAACAAUGCCAGUGCUCCAGACAGCCUUGGAACAGGAGAAGAACAUGGUCUAGACUGAAGUAACAAGAACAUUUUUUCAUUUUAAAAUAUCAACUACACCAUCAUGGAUUCAAACUCUGCACACAAUCCUGUGUUUCUUGUAUUUCCUCCGGAGAUCACUGUUUCCAAGUUUCAGUCACCAGAGUUUAUAGCCACAACCUAUGAAUCCAGCGGCCCUUUUCCAAAAUCACUUACCACAAAAAUGAAAACCUUAGGGGCUAUCCAGAUCCUGUUUGGACUGCUGAACUUUUUCUUUGGAGUUGUUUUCCUUUUUACCCUUGAAAACCCAUACCCAAGGUUCCCCUUUAUAUUUAUUUCAGGAUAUCCAUUCUGGAGCUCUGUUUUGUUCAUUAAUUCUGGAGCCUUCCUAGUUGCACUGGAAAGAAAACCCACAGGAAGCCUGGUGAAGACAACCCAAGCAAUGAAUUCUCUUAGUGCCUUGGCAGCAACGGCUGGAAUUAUUCUCAUCGCACUUGGUCUCGUUCUAGAUCAAAACUACUUUUGUGGCCAUGAAGACACAAAUAGCCAGUGCCAGGCCAUUAAUACCCUAUUCAUUGGAAUUUUGAUUAUGUUGAUGGCCUUCAGCGUUAUUGAAUUAUUCAUCUCUCUGUCUUUCUCAAUUCUGAAGAGAUGCUUUUAUUGUUGCAACUGUGACUAAUGGUGCUGAAGCAUACUGUGGGAAUAAAGAUGUGUUACAAUCUUUAGGUCCUCCUCUCCCUCAAUCACAUGAUCACCUUGCUGUUGCCUCCUGUUAUUCGUGCAUCUGCUGAGCAACACAGCAUCGCCACCGUACAAAUAGAGAAAUGAGCCAAAGCCCACGGUGUGGGGGUGAGCAGGUCCGUGACGUCUCCCGCCGAUCUCUCCAAGAGACUCUACCUAACGGCUCCUUCUCCAUGGUUGUAUGGAAAAAUGAGGUGGUCUGGAAGAAUGGCUCGACCCACACAUUUUACAAUGAUCCUGCAAGAUCAUUAAUGUUAGCCACUCAUAAUAACCAGAAUAGUUAACAAUGAAGGUAUAUAUCGGUAAAAGCCACUAGAGCGGUCCGGGCACUGUGCUAACUGUUUUAGGUGUGUUACUCAUUGAACCUCACAAAAAGUCUAAGAGGUGAA
Molecule: messenger RNA, 1158 nt
Organism: Acinonyx jubatus (cheetah)
Lineage: Eukaryota; Metazoa; Chordata; Mammalia; Carnivora; Felidae
Gene: MS4A5
Product: membrane spanning 4-domains A5
Exons: 6
Coding region: 114-707 (197 amino acids)
Biological process (GO): cell surface receptor signaling pathway
Cellular component (GO): plasma membrane
Source: RefSeq, a predicted model, not a curated record